AUGACCAAAAGCCGACUCUCAACAAGAAUAUCCCUUCGAUGGCCUCCCGAGCCUGCAUUCGAGAACACAGACACUCUAGUCCUCUCCGUGGACAGCUGGUACGUCGACCUUCGUGUUGACCGGGCCACUGGCGCGAUUGACUGGGCGAUCGCGGGUGAGAGACUGCAGGAUAAAGACUCGACUGAAGUCCUCUUCACACACGAACUAGACUCAAGAAACUCUUUCGGUGUUGCCGAUUGCGGGUCUUUCUCGGCUCUACCCAAUGGCGAUGACCUGGAAGUCGGCGUUAUGCCGCGACAUGAUCUCCCCGGCUCUCCGGUGCGGGAUUACGAGGAGGUAUGGAGGGGGCUUCUUUUCCGACGGGCAGACGCUUCGGACGGGGUGUCCUUUGUUCUCGAAGCGGGUGGGGACGUGCAGAUGGACGAGGGCGAGGAGAAGGAGAUUGUUCGCACUUUCAUCGGCGCCAUUUGGGGCACGUAUAUUGUUCUUCGACAGCGACAGACUUUGGCACGACACGUCGGCGAAGCAAAGACGGUUAUUCGGAGUGGUGGGGAGGUUAGUGCCAAAAGGGAGGACUUCGUGCGCGGGGUUGGGUUCCAGGUCAAAUAUUCCAUUGGGCCAGAGGCCGAUGAGCUGCCGGCACAGAGCGAUGUGGAAGGUUUGCUGAAGGAUGGUGGCAUGGCUCCGGGGAAUAAGGUGGUUGUUCGAGGGGAGGAGUAUGUUGUUCGAGGACUUGAGGAUUUGCGAGGGGAGACUGAGCAGUAUUUUGAGCUGUCGACGGAUGGGCCUUUUGAUGGUUAG
This is a messenger RNA of Aspergillus calidoustus, 801 nucleotides long. Lineage: Eukaryota; Fungi; Ascomycota; Eurotiomycetes; Eurotiales; Aspergillaceae. The record is from the annotation of a GenBank genome assembly.